Messenger RNA from Beauveria bassiana ARSEF 2860, 525 nucleotides. Its product is annotated as OsmC-like protein. The transcript has a single exon. Bases 1 to 525 code for a protein of 174 amino acids. The record is from RefSeq and is a predicted model, not a curated record. Gene Ontology annotation, biological process: response to oxidative stress. Lineage: Eukaryota; Fungi; Ascomycota; Sordariomycetes; Hypocreales; Cordycipitaceae.
AUGAAUACUCCUCGCUGCUGCCGACCGCUGUCUCGUCAUGCCGCCUCCCUCGCGCGACAACAGCGCCGCUUCCUCGCCUCGGACGCGCCCACGCUCUACACCGCAACCGCCACGACGCAGGGCCCGCGCGGCGGCCAAAUCGACGGUAGCGAGGGCUUCCAAUCUGCCUACGCCAUGCCAAAGGCGCUCGGCGGGCCCGGCGGCCAGCAAAAGACAAAUCCCGAGGAGCUCUUUGCCGCGGGCUACAGCAACUGCUUUUCGGUCGCCAUGAAUCUGGCCGCCAACAGCAUGAAGGUCCGGCUACCCCGCCAGAUUGAAGACUGCCAGGUCAAGGCGGUUGUGGAUCUCAUCGGCGAUAUUCGAAAGAUGGACAUGGGCUUCAAGGUCGGCCUGGAGGUCCGCGUCAAGGGCAUCGAGCAGGGCGAGCUGGAGGCGAUUGUGCAAAAGGCAAAGGAGAUUUGCCCGUACCAUCGCGCUACACACGCGCAGGUGGAAACGAAUAUUCGGGUAUUUAGCGUUCAAUGA